Sphaeramia orbicularis (orbiculate cardinalfish) is the source of this 3057-nucleotide messenger RNA. RefSeq names its product TBC1 domain family member 12-like. The record is from RefSeq and is a predicted model, not a curated record. Gene Ontology annotation, biological process: regulation of GTPase activity. NCBI's taxonomy places the organism in Eukaryota, Metazoa, Chordata, Actinopteri, Kurtiformes, Apogonidae. Gene Ontology annotation, molecular function: small GTPase binding; GTPase activator activity.
CAUUGUUGGGGUAUUUCAAGAUGGCGCUGGACUGUGGCCCAGGAUGCCGCUGCCGUGGACACAAACACGGCCAAGGAUUUAAGUAAUCUUCUGCGGGGCGACAACAAACAGGUGCAACGCGGAAAACAUAUCCUCCGUCUUAACAUGAAACGGUGCCAUGGUUGACCCGGUGAGUGUCCGGUAAGGCCGAAGUCCUCCGUGGCUAAAAUGGUAGCCCCUUCCUCCAAGAACAACAGAAGCUGCUGCCGCCGCGGAGCUCGGCUGACCGGACAGAACGACGCGUUACCGGGUUUUGCUAACGGGACCGAGGCUCGUUCGGCGGACUGAGAGGCGAUGGAAGCAACGAAGGAAAACGGGGGCUCAUUUAGCGUCGACUUGAACGAGAAUGAGGAGGAAUUAGAGGGAGGAGGGGGGAGAGCGGGUCAAAAAGCUGGUGUCGCACUCAAAGCCGGUGUCAGCGGGGGUCCGGAAGCCGGGAAGGGUCAUACUUAUGUGACCGGUAACGGGAGGAAUGUAAACACAGACGCCCCGGUACAGCCGCCCCCGCACGACACGGAGCCAGUGUUGGGUUCAGUGGAGGUGGAGAAGUUCCUCCCAGGCCGGUUGACGGACAGCUGUGUGGUUUCGGGAGUCUGCGGUGAGCACGGCGGCCUGAACGGGUUCAGCGGGUCCGUGGCCGGGAGGAGCCCGUCACGGUCGGCCUGGGAGGAGGAGCAGCUGCCGUCCGCGGUCGGAUUUCAGUGGAGACUGGCGGACAGAUGCGGCAGGAACCAGCGGGGGGCUCCGCGGCGGACACCCCGGACUCCGGCCACUGCUCUGCGGGGGGAGAAGCGGCUCCCGGCGGCUGUGUCCGGACCUCCGUGUCCGCUCAGCCGCCAUGGACGGUGAAGCACCAGCGGAACCGUGGGGCUCUCCCGUGUCCGGAUGUAAACAUGCCCAACGGGGACAUAACCAGUCCUGGAUCUACUGCGGUCCACUUUAAACAGACUGGACCCUGUUCUGGCCCGAUUCGGGACCACAGACUCGGUUUUUGUGACGUGGACGUGGAGGUCAAAGUGGCCAACGGUGGUUUACAUAUUGGAAAACCAGCCACGGGUGACCGGGACCACCCAGACCACACCGAUGGCCGGUCGGACCUGGGGCCAACCCACGAACCUGUUUUUCCACAGAUGGACCCGGGGCUCAGAGGGCGGGGGUCGGCCUCUCAGUGCCCGGCAGAGGAUGUGCCCCCUCCGCCCUGCCCCCCCCCUGCUUGUGACUCUCCCACCGCGGGAUCAAGUGCCAAACUCCCCCCACCUUGUACGCCCCCCGACCCCGACCUGAACGGCGACUUCCCGGGCUAUGACCCGGACCUCGGGGACUCGGAUGAGGACGUGGCGGACCUCCGGUGUCCCGUCCGGCCGCAGACUCUGAGGACUAACCCCACCCUGUCCGUGUCCCUGAGCUGCGACGCCACCCCGCUGUCCCCGGACGAAGAUGGGGGCUUUUAUUUUGGAGACGGGGUCUACGAGGAGGACCUCCGGACCGUGUUGGACGCGGGUCGCAGGCAGAGCGCCCCGGACAAACUGCAGGAGGUGGUCGGACAGACGGACGGCUCGGACCCCAGACUGAUGCCAAAGAGGUGCAUCGCAGAUUUCUUCACCAGGAGCCUGUUUUCUAGGAAGCCCAAAGAGCCCAAGGUGCCGUCCCAUAAUGCAACAGGCUGGCGACUGUUCGGCAAGGCAGCAAACAAGAGAGAGCGACGCGACUAAAAGACACGUCGGACACAUCAGAAACAGCAGGAAGAGCAGAUGAGGGACAUACUGUCCUCGUGUCCUCAAUGUCCUCCAUCUGCAGGGAGGAGGAAGAACCUGGAGUUUGAGCCUCUGUCCACCACAGCGCUCAUCCUGGAGGACCGGCCGGCGAACCUGCCAGCAAAAUCUAUGGAGGAAACUCAGAGACACAAACUGGAGUAUGAGGAGAUGGUGGCUGGAGCCAAGAGGAGAGAGCUGAAGGAGGCGCAGAAGAAGAAGCGUCAGAUGAAGGAGAGGCACCGACAGGAGGACAUCAUCUCCAAUGCCAUGGUCAUCUGGAACAAUGAGAUCCUGCCACACUGGGACACCAUGAAGGGGACGAGGCGUGUCCGGGAGCUGUGGUGGGCGGGCCUUCCUCCGAGCGUCCGUGGAAGAGUUUGGAGCCUCGCCAUCGGCAACGAGCUCAACAUCACAGCAGAGCUGUAUGAGAUCUUCCUGUCACGAGCCAAAGAGAAGUGGAGGAGUUACAGCGAAACCAGUUCAGUGAACGACAGUGAGAGCGAUGGAGGAGCGUCUCUGGCCGACAGAGAGUCCAGUUUAGACCUUAUCAAACUGGACAUUUCCAGAACCUUCCCCUCUCUGUUCAUCUUCCAGAAGGGCGGCCCCUACCACGACCUCCUCCACAGCGUACUGGGAGCCUACACCUGUUACAGACCUGACAUCGGAUAUGUCCAGGGUAUGUCAUUCAUCGCUGCUGUGCUGAUCCUGAACCUGGAGGAGGCUGAAGCCUUCAUCACCUUUGCCAACCUGCUCAACAAACCCUGUCAGAUGGCCUUCUUCAGAGUCGACCAUGAACUGAUGUUAAAGUAUUUUUCCGCCUUUGAAGUUUUCUUCGAGGAGAAUUUGCCUCACCUCUUCAACCACUUCCAGACCAACAGCCUGACCCCUGACCUCUAUCUGAUCGACUGGAUCUUCACCCUGUACAGUAAGUCCCUCCCCCUGGACGUGGCGUGCCGGGUGUGGGAUGUGUUCUGUCGGGACGGGGAGGAGAGUCUGUUCCGGACGGGGCUGGGCAUCCUGCGUCUGUAUGAGGACGUCCUGCUGCAGAUGGACUUCAUCCACAUCGCUCAGUUCCUCAGCCGGCUGCCUGAAGACCUGCAGUCGCACACGCUGUUCAACGCCAUGGCCAACACCCACAUGGUCAGCAGGAACCGCCGCUGGGCUCAGGUGUUUUCUGCCUUGAUGAAGGAUGGAAAUAAAGAGACAGACAAAAACAGCAGCCCAGCUUUGAGAAGCUAACGCUGGCUAAUGUCACGUUGACUCA